AUGCCAACCGCCGAUAAACACCACUGAAGAAGAAGAAAAAGGAAAAAGAAGAAGGGAUAUUUGUAGCAAGUUACCUGUUUAGUGAGGGAUAAUGGGUCGCCACACCUCUGACAGCGAGGAGGACAGCCGUAGCAGGAGGAAGAAGAAGGAGAAGCACAGACGGCGCUCCUCUUCCUCCAGCUCCUCUGGCAGCCGGGUGACCAGCCGCAGCAAGAGGUCCAGCAGACGCAGCCGCUCGCGGAGCCGCUCCAGAGAGAGAGACAGGAGGUCUCGUGAGCGACGGCGGUCUCGCAGCAGGAGCAGUGGCCGGUCCAGCCGCAAGAAGAGCCGCAGCCACAGCCGAGACCACAGCAGGCGGAAGGGGCGCGACAAAGACAAGGAGAAGGACAGGGACAAUGGCAGGGACCGAGACAAGGACAGAGCCAAGGACAAAGACAAGAGACCCGACAAACAAGGGGACAGCACCUGCAUCAAAGCAGCAUUAGAACAUCUGACACCUGCAGAACAGGCCAGGGCUCGACUCCAGCUGGUGCUCCAGGCUGCAGCUAAAACCGAUGAGGUGCUGAAAGCCAAGGAGAGGAAGGACGAGGAGGCCAAGAAGAUGAAGUUGGAAGAGGGGACGUCGCUGGCGGAGCAAGUGCGAAGGAUAAAGGACAUUGAGGCCAUUGAGAGCGAAUCCUUUGUUCCCCAGGCUUUCAAAUCAUCCCGAGACGGUGUCAAGACCGAGUCAGUGAAAGUCGAGCAGGAACCGGAUGACCCACCUCUGCUCCUUCCAGACAUCAGCUCUCUACCUACCACAAUCCGCUACAACGACAGCGACACACUAGCACACCCCAGUUUGUUCCUGGACAAGGAGAAGGCCGAGGAGCUGUGGCUCAACAGGCUGAUGUCCCUCCGCCAGGAGAGGCUCAUGGGAAGUCCUGUGCCCUGAUUGGACCAGCAGCUCCCCGGACCAAUAGAAUCGUCUGAACUGAGGAAACUUUGGUCCUGGACUAAAUCCACCUGUCCUCACCAUGAGUAGGGCCAGGAGUUUUUCCUGACCACGUGACCUGGCUCUAGUUAGUCUAUCCUUGUCAGGUCACACAGUCAGGAACAACUCCCUGUUCCUAAACAUAAACCUUUAUAAAUGUUUAUUGAACCUCUCAUUCACUGGACUUCCCUCAGACUUUUUGUCAAGAAACUUCUGUCUUUUUAAGAAGAUUCAUAUAUAGUUGAUUUGUUUAUCCCAAAUGAGUUGUUGAAAUGCACAGAAAAUGUGCACUGUCUGUUGGAUAUAUCAAACGUUGAUAAAUUGUGUUUGUGUUAAAUUUGAAUAAAUAUUCUCCCCGGUGAAGAAAAGCCUUGA
Salvelinus sp. IW2-2015 is the source of this 1345-nucleotide messenger RNA. The record is from RefSeq and is a predicted model, not a curated record. Lineage: Eukaryota; Metazoa; Chordata; Actinopteri; Salmoniformes; Salmonidae.